Vanessa tameamea is the source of this 3186-nucleotide messenger RNA. It is a transcript of the gene Su(var)2-10, whose product is annotated as E3 SUMO-protein ligase PIAS3. Gene Ontology annotation, cellular component: chromatin. Gene Ontology annotation, molecular function: SUMO ligase activity; transcription coregulator activity; zinc ion binding. The transcript has 13 exons. Lineage: Eukaryota; Metazoa; Arthropoda; Insecta; Lepidoptera; Nymphalidae. Gene Ontology annotation, biological process: protein sumoylation; regulation of transcription by RNA polymerase II. The record is from RefSeq and is a predicted model, not a curated record. The coding region runs from base 310 to 2166 and encodes 618 amino acids.
CUUAUUCUUGAUUAGUUUAUCACUAUACAUACUCUGUAUACAUCUGAAUUUUAUUUGAACGAUAAACGGUUCCUUUUGAUUAUUAUGGCGAAUGUCGGAAAAAGAAUGUGUCUAUGCCCAACCAAUGUGGCGGCCGCAGACUGACCAACAAGCGUCAAGUUAUGGCGUUUUGUGAAAGACAUUCGUAAAUAGUUUAUAUAUGUGUUAUUAAAUAUCAGUGUAACUUUUUUAACUUAAAUUUAAUAUGAAUAGAUAUUACGAUUACGGUAACGCAAUAUCAUGUUGACAUGAGACACUCGGUCGUCAACAAUGGUUAAAACACGAUCUUCAGCGAGGGUAGUCAAUGCUGCCCAGAGUGAGCCCGCCGCAAAUGGAAACUCUUCCGAAAUUAGUUCGCGAGUAAAAGCCUAUGAGAACAGGCAACGUUCGCAAAAGACCACCACAACUAGGAACAGUCAGGCGCUAUCGUCUGGAGGGCCCGGAAGCGGCAAUCAGGGCAAAGAUCCGCUGGCACCGGCUAUCCCGGGCUCUCGUACAAUGUAUCAGCAUCCCGCAGUCACCGGGUACAACCCGCAGGAUUCACGGUCACAGUCAAUGCCAGUAACGGCUCGUCAGAACCCGAUAUAUGCGAGCAGCAUGUACCACGGGUACAGCAGCGCCGGCGGGGCUACGCUGGCGCCCAUGCCGUCCCCCUCGCCUACCGCGCCGCUGCCGCCCUUCCCUGUGCAUCCAGAUGUCAAGUUUAAGAAGUUACCAUUUUAUGAUGUACUGGCGGAGUUAAUGAAACCUUCAACGAUGAUGCCGAUGCAGGCAGGUCGUAUGCAAGAAGGCACCUUCAUAUUCCACCUCACACCUCAGCAAGCCACAGAGAUCGCGUCAGGAAAAGACAUUGUUGGAACUAGUAAUAAGCUCGAUUAUGUUAUACAGGCUCAGUUACGAUUUUGUCUGCUAGAAACUUCCUGUGAACAAGAAGACUACUUCCCACCUAGUGUUAAUGUUAAAGUUAAUAAUAAGAUGUGUCCCUUACCAAAUCCAAUACCGACAAACAAGCCAACCCCGGAGCCAAAACGACCACCACGACCGGUUAACAUCUCAUCCCUAGUAAAACUAUCUCCUACAGUAGCAAACACGAUACACGUGACAUGGGCUGCAGACUUUACGCGAGCGUACGUGCUUAGCGUGUUCAUGGUCAGGAAACUGUCAUCUGCAGAGUUGCUACAGAGGUUGAAGAACAAAGGCACUAAGAAUCCUGAUUACACACGUUCCUUGAUUAAAGAAAAGUUAUCAGAAGAUUAUGACAGUGAAAUAGCAACCACAUCACUCAGAGUGUCACUUAUGUGUCCUUUGGGCAAGAUGCGCAUGUCAUGUCCGUGUCGGCCGGGUAACUGCCCACACUUGCAGUGCUUCGAUGCCUCACUGUUCCUACAGAUGAAUGAGAGGAAACCCACAUGGCUGUGUCCUGUGUGUGAUAGGCCAGCACCUUAUGACUCUUUGGUGGUUGAUGGAUAUUUCCAAGAAGUACUAACAUCGUCACGACUAGCGAGCGAGUGCAAUGAGAUUCAGCUGCACGCGGACGGCAACUGGUCCGCGCACGUCCCGCCUGCCAGGGCGCCGCAACCCGUACAACCCACUACCGAACCUGUUACCCUCAUAUCUGAUGAUCUCGAAGUAAUACCAGUAGACGGUAGUAACAAUGGAGCCAAAAGAGCCGCGGUUGGGGAAGGAAGAACACCUAAACCCGCCGAAGUACUAGUGGAUCUCACUUCAGACUCAGAUGAUGAAUUACCACUCAAAAGAAAAUUGCCACAGCCAAAGUUAUCUCCAUCCUCUUUGGAAGCUACGAUAAAAACUGAUGAUGCAUACACAACAUCUAGUGCCGAAGCAGUUUCGUCAAGUGGGUACAGAUCGCCUAGUGGCGGUGCAGUAAUAUCUCUGGACAGUCCUUCUCCUCCCGCGCCCGCGUCUCCGCAGAACGCGCACUCUCACGUGAGCGUCUCACACAACGCGCAAGCUCACCUCACGCACGAUGCGUCGUCACCGCGAUCUACCGUCUCGAAUGACCAUUGUACAAGUAAUAACACGGAAGAUAAUGACGCCACCCCGUCACACUGGGCACCCUAUGCCGAAUCAGACAGGGACAGCCAUGAUACGUAUCGAAGGUACUGACUGAGGGAGAAGAGUGGUCGACCAUCCUACGCCAGCGGCCAUUCUUCUGAAGAUGAACAGGAGCACUCCUAUGCAGAAGUACCACUUUUGCCUACCUAAACAGCCACGCGAGCGUCAGCGCAACAAGCAAACGGUUGCAGUGAUAUGAUAAAGUGAACACUUUUUGGAGACACUAGACACUCACCGAGAAGCGUUUGACGAAACUUGGAAUGAACGAAAUGAAAGCUGUUUCAGAAUCUAUUGCACAUUCCUUUUUCAAGUGCAUUGAUAAAGAAAAUAAAUGUAACAGUAAAUCUGUUGAAUCAAAUAUCGACUGUCAAAACAAAUGAUUAUGUGUUGUAGAGAUAAAAUCUUGUGAAUUUCUAUAUAUUGCUACUACAAUUAUUGUGUGUUAUGAGUAAUAUCUGUCUUUUGUUCUGUCGUAGUAGUAAACUUUAAAAUGUCAUAUGAUAUUAUUGUUGUAUAAAAAUGACAGCAGGAGUAUGUUAUAUGAAAAGAUUGUGGUGUUUUUUUGUUGUUUUUCUCCUUAUGAAAUGUACAAAGAUCUAUUUAUGCAUUUAAUUACAUGGAGUUGCAUACCAAUAGCAAUGAUGUACAAUAUUGACCAUUUAAAAACAAAUUCAGAUAUAAGUGAUUUUUGUAUUUAUAUCUGAAUAAUGCAACAAUAGCAAUCCUUCCGUAAUAAUUGUUGAAUGAAUAUUUUUCAUAGAUCUUUUCAAACAAAAUUAAAUAUGAAUUAUAGUAUAUGUUUUGCAUUUUAGUAAAUGUGUACUAUUAUCUACUUUGUCUCUUUUUCUACUAAGUGUCAAGAUCCUCAGAGAAGCAGUUUCUUAGCUUUAAUAAAUCAUCCAAUAAAAAUAGUUGUUCUAAUUUAUUUAUUUUAAGAAAUAGGAUAAUUUUUAUAAUUGUAUUAUAAUAAUCGUCUGUGAGGUAAUUUCACUGCAUAGCGAUCACAUUUCCAAAAUAUAAACGCUAAAAAAUAAGAUAAUGUAGAAUAACAAUAAAUGUAAAUAUCAAGAC